Messenger RNA from Theobroma cacao (cacao), 1901 nucleotides. It is a transcript of the gene BIN2, whose product is annotated as Protein kinase superfamily protein. Gene Ontology annotation, molecular function: ATP binding; protein serine/threonine kinase activity. Lineage: Eukaryota; Viridiplantae; Streptophyta; Magnoliopsida; Malvales; Malvaceae. Gene Ontology annotation, cellular component: nucleus; cytoplasm. The record is from RefSeq and is a predicted model, not a curated record. Gene Ontology annotation, biological process: cell differentiation; peptidyl-threonine phosphorylation; brassinosteroid mediated signaling pathway.
GAAACAGGGGGAAAAAAGAGGAAGAGAAAAAAAAACGAAAAAAGAAAGGGGGAGAAAAAGGGAGAGGAGUUGGAAUCACAUGGGCAUUAGUUUGCUGUCUCUGCCCCUGGGUCCUCCCCUUCUCUUCUCCUAAUCCUACUUCUUCAUCUUCUUUGCCUUUUUUUUUUUUCCCUUCUAUCGCCACGCCAUGAUCUCCUCUUACUCUUUCUCCUAUUAGAUCCUUGUUUUUCGUUCUUUGUUUCUUUUUCUUUUUCCCGGUUGCUCGUCAUGGCCGACGAUAAGGAAAUGUCUGCCGCUGUUGUUGAUGGUAACGAUCCGGUCACGGGCCACAUCAUUUCCACAACGAUUGGAGGCAAAAAUGGAGAACCUAAACAGACCAUCAGUUAUAUGGCAGAGCGUGUAGUUGGAACAGGAUCAUUUGGGAUUGUUUUCCAGGCAAAAUGCUUGGAAACAGGAGAGACUGUAGCUAUAAAGAAGGUUUUGCAAGACAGAAGAUAUAAGAACCGUGAACUGCAAUUGAUGCGCGUGCUGGAUCAUCCCAAUGUGAUUUCCUUGAAGCAUUGUUUCUUUUCCACGACAACUAAAAAUGAGCUAUUCCUUAACUUGGUUAUGGAAUAUGUUCCGGAGAGCAUGUAUAGGGUUUUGAAACAUUACAGCAGUGCAAAUCAAAGAAUGCCACUCAUCUACGUGAAACUGUACACAUACCAGAUAUUCAGGGGGCUUGCAUAUCUCCAUAGUGUUGCUGGAGUUUGCCAUAGGGAUUUGAAGCCUCAAAAUCUCUUGGUUGAUCCUCUGACUCACCAGGUUAAGAUUUGUGAUUUUGGAAGUGCAAAAGUGCUUGUCAAAGGUGAAGCUAACAUUUCAUACAUAUGUUCACGUUUCUAUCGGGCUCCAGAACUUAUCUUUGGUGCCACAGAAUACACAACCUCAAUUGAUAUCUGGUCAGCUGGUUGUGUUCUUGCUGAACUUUUGCUGGGCCAGCCAUUGUUUCCUGGAGAGAAUGCAGUGGACCAGCUUGUCGAGAUUAUCAAGGUCCUAGGUACACCCACUAGAGAAGAAAUUCGCUGCAUGAAUCCCAAUUACACAGAUUUUAGGUUUCCACAGAUUAAAGCGCAUCCUUGGCAUAAGGUUUUUCAUAAACGGAUGCCUCCUGAAGCAAUUGAUCUUGCUUCACGCUUGCUGCAAUACUCACCAAGUCUUCGCUGUACAGCGCUUGAAGCAUGCUCGCAUCCCUUCUUUGAUGAGCUUCGAGAACCUAAUGCUCGCCUACCAAAUGGGCGGCCGUUACCGCCACUUUUCAACUUUAAACAGGAAUCAGAUCAUGUGAAACGGCAAAUAGGGCUACAACAUUUCAUGCAUCCAGCUGGGACAUAAAACUUUAAGAGUGAUAUAAGACUUGAUAUCUCCUAGUCGAUGCGUGACACAAAGGAAGUACUAUCUUUGGGUAACCACCAUUGAUCGAGGCCUGUCCAAGCAUCAUUUACUGCUCUUCCACAACGCGUACAGCCUUUGGCAGCUGUAUGGCUGCCUUCUCUUGAUUUUUCUACUUUACCUCUGCCUCCCUUGGUCCUUUAUUCUAUGAGUUUACUCUUUUUUUUUUUUUAUCAAAAUGCCUUUUUUGUUAUGUACAUGUUUGAUAGUAAAGAUAGGCUAAGGUGGACAGACCAGAAAUCUGCUAGUGAAGGAAAAGUUGAGAAGUGUAUUUGUAGCUAGGAAGAAGGUCCCUGAUAGAAUGGCCCGAAGAUAAGGGGUGGGCUAGUUGGUUUUUGUGUUUGGUUACGUGCCUUCGUUCUUUUGUUUUUAGUUAUUGUGGUGGUUUGUGGUGGCUGACUUCAAAUUGCAAACAAUUAUUGUUACUGUUUGUGCAAAAGUAAUGUUAUUGCUCUCUUUCUAGUUUACUA